AUGGCUCGUCAAUUCUUCGUCGGUGGUAACUUUAAAAUGAAUGGUACCAAUGAAUCAAUUACUGCAAUUGUUGAAAAUUUAAACAAAGCUGAUUUACCAGAAAAUGUUCAAGUUGUAAUUUGUCCACCAGCUCCAUAUUUAGCAUUAGCAGCUGCUAAGAACACUCAAAAGACUGUUGAAGUUGGUGCUCAAAAUGUCUUCACUAAGGCUUCUGGUGCUUAUACUGGUGAAAUUGCCCCACAACAAGUUUUAGAUACUGGUGCUACUUGGACUUUAACUGGACAUUCUGAAAGAAGAACCAUUAUUAAAGAAUCAGAUGAAUUUAUUGCUGAAAAGACUAAAUUUGCUUUAGAUUCUGGUUUAAAGGUUAUUUUAUGUAUUGGUGAAACUUUAGAAGAAAGAAAAUCUGGUGUUACUUUAGAUGUUUGUGCUAGACAAUUAGAUGCUGUUUCUGCUAUUAUUAAGGAUUGGAAGAAUAUUGUUAUUGCUUAUGAACCAGUUUGGGCUAUUGGUACUGGUUUAGCUGCUACUCCAGAAGAUGCUGAAGAAACUCAUAAAGGUAUUAGAGAACAUUUAGCUAAGACCAUUGGUGCUGGUCAAGCUGAAGCUGUUAGAAUCUUAUAUGGUGGUUCUGCUAAUGGUAAGAAUGCUCCAGAUUUCAAAGAUAAGGUUAAUGUUGAUGGUUUCUUAGUUGGUGGUGCCAGUUUGAAACCAGAAUUUGUUGACAUUAUUAAGUCUAGAUCUUAA
This is a messenger RNA of Hemisphaericaspora subhashii, 747 nucleotides long. It is a transcript of the gene TPI1, whose product is annotated as triose-phosphate isomerase. Gene Ontology annotation, biological process: glycolytic process; gluconeogenesis; glycerol catabolic process. The record is from RefSeq and is a predicted model, not a curated record. Bases 1 to 747 code for a protein of 248 amino acids. NCBI's taxonomy places the organism in Eukaryota, Fungi, Ascomycota, Pichiomycetes, Serinales, Debaryomycetaceae. Gene Ontology annotation, molecular function: triose-phosphate isomerase activity. Gene Ontology annotation, cellular component: cytosol. The transcript has a single exon.